Suricata suricatta (meerkat) is the source of this 352-nucleotide messenger RNA. It is a transcript of the gene DEFB104B, whose product is annotated as defensin beta 104B. Lineage: Eukaryota; Metazoa; Chordata; Mammalia; Carnivora; Herpestidae. The record is from RefSeq and is a predicted model, not a curated record.
AUGGAGAUUAAUUCUCCUCUCAAAUACUUCCAGUUCCCAGUGAGAAAUGAAUUUGACACGUACAAGAUAUGCGGUUAUGGGACCUCCUGCUGCCAGAGGAGGAGCUGUAUAAGGGGGGUUCGCAUUGGAACGUGCCCCAACAUCUAUGCCUGCUGUCUGAAAACGUGGAAUCCCAACUCAUCAAUUUCUCUGAUGUACUGAGACCCGGUGAGGCUUGGUCCCCACAAUCCAUGGAAGUCUGAACCUUACCUUCCUGAGUCCUCAUGGCUGGAACGAUCCCAGUGACCGCUGCUAAUCCAAUUACAGUAAAACCUUGGAUUGCAAGUCACUUGUUCUCCAAGUGUUUGGCAAG